This is a messenger RNA of Seriola aureovittata, 5234 nucleotides long. It is a transcript of the gene zhx3b, whose product is annotated as zinc fingers and homeoboxes 3b. Gene Ontology annotation, cellular component: nucleus. Lineage: Eukaryota; Metazoa; Chordata; Actinopteri; Carangiformes; Carangidae. The record is from RefSeq and is a predicted model, not a curated record. Gene Ontology annotation, biological process: regulation of transcription by RNA polymerase II. The transcript has 7 exons. The coding region runs from base 510 to 3980 and encodes 1156 amino acids. Gene Ontology annotation, molecular function: DNA-binding transcription factor activity, RNA polymerase II-specific; DNA binding.
UGUCUGAACGAGGGGAAGUGAGACAGAGUUGUGUGGGGGAGGGGAAAGAAGGGGGUAAGACAGGAGUUCUCCCAAAAAGCCUUUAGUGAAGAAGCAGACUGCGCUUGUUUGAAUGCCUUCUCAAAAGGAGAUAGCCAGGAGAGUUGAGGGGAAGACUUGAUUUUUUUUUUUUUUUUUUUUUUUUAAAUUAAAGAUUUACAAGCAACUCUGGAUUUUAAGGACUUCAGCUGAAUCUUUUCACAAGGCCUUAUUAUUACUUAUGCUGCUGAUAUUUGACUUGAAAACAUCCAGCCGUGCAUGAUUUUCAUCCAGCUGAGAGGAAACCAGCUUGUACUGAGGAGUGUCUUUUACCUCAAAAUUGCAGUGAGAACUGCAAGUGGACCUAUGGACAAGUACCACCGUCCUCCUUCCCCCACGCCUGGUCUAUAGUCAUCGAGAAACAACUUAUAUUCCCACUAACACCCCAUUCACAGCCAUUUGACCAACCCUCCCCACCUCGUGAUCACACCAUGGCCAGCAAGAGGAAGUCUACUACUCCUUGUAUGAUACCUAGCAAGAUCAUACGCCCGCCAGAGGAAAUUGAACAGGACUCUCCUGUUCUUCUCCGUCAGUCCAGGAUUUCUGGAGGGGGCAGACAUAGCCCCUUAGAUCCUGGAGAGUCUUCCAAACUAGAGGCAGGGGAUGCUGUCAAAGACGGUGCUGGCACUUACACCUGUAAGCCUUGUAACUUUGAAACCCAUGACCUUAACUUGUUCUUGGAUCACGUGUACACCGGGCACCCAGACUUCCGUGCCGACCCCAGCUUCUUUUGUGUGUGCUGUGGGGUUUCAGCGCCCAAGUUUGAAGGGCUGGCCCUGCACAAUGCCAGGGUUCACCCCAGCACUUUGAACACCACUUUACAGCUGAGGAGGAGGGACAGGAGGGUCGUGGUGGAGCAGAAUCUUAUAACUGGGACAGAGUCAGGGAAGGACAGUGAGAUUUCCAUCACCAAAACGCCAAUUAUGAGAAUGCUGAAGGGCAAAUCGGAGCCUAAACGGAUAGUAGUGUCUCACCCAGUGUCUGAUGAGUCUUCCUCAGACCCUCACUCCAUCUCUUCCUCCAGAGAGGUCGAGAGAAAAGAGACUGCUGCAGUGACGGUCACCCAUGUUCCCACAAUAGUUCACAAUGGAACCACCAAGGUCACGCUGCCUUCAGCAAUCCAGAUAGUCAACGGCUCUGGAGCAUUACCGAUGCUCAAGACCCCCAUCACACAGGUGGUCUCAGUGGUUCAAAGCAGAGGCCUUCAUCAAUCUGCACCAAUCACAGCCUCCUCAAAUAUUUCCUCCACUUCUUCGUCAUCUUCCUCCAAAAACCUCCCCAAGGUGAUGAUUCCUUUGAGCAGCAUCCCUACUUACAGUGCCUCCAUGGACUCCUCUUCCUUCUUGAAGACCUCCUUCAGUAAGUUCCCAUACCCCACAAAGGCUGAGCUCUGCUAUCUGACUGUGGUCACAAAGUUCCCUGAAGAGCAGAUUAAGAUCUGGUUCACAGCCCAGAGACUUAAACAAGGCAUCAGCUGGUCUCCUGAGGAGAUCGAGGAGGCCAGGAGGAAGAUGUUCAACACCAUCAUUCAGACAGCGCCCUCCAGCUCGCAGAACCACACGCAGAGUCACCACAGCCCAGCCCAGCACACAAUCACAGUCCUGCCUGCGUCACUGGGAGCCACUGGGAUCCCUCAUAUCCUGCAGGGAUCUCUUGUCAGCCAAGGAGGGGUAAUCGUCACACAGCCUGUAAUGGCCAACGGUAUCCAGGUUAGCAGUGCUCCUGUGGCCCUGGCUGUCACACCCAAGCCGCAGGCAGCAGCUCGCCCCAUGAUGCAGGCCCGACCUGCUGCAGCCCUGGUGGCAGACAAAGGCGUCAGCAUGGUGGUGGGGACGGUGGGCAGCAGCAGCACUGGGAGCAACAUCAUUAGCAGCAGCAAUAGUAGUAGGAGUGGGGGAGGGGGCACUAGCAGCAUUAUUAGUAGCAGUCAAGCUAGUGUCAUCAACCUUAGUCUUGGAAGCAGUAAUCAUGGUAAUGGUAGGGUGAGCACUGUCAAUGGUAAACACAGAAGUGCUAAUGCAGACUGCAAAGACAAGACCAAUAGCAAUGUUACCAGUCAUGUAAAUGCUAAGAACACUGAUAUCAGCAAAGCCAGCAACACCAGCCUCCUGCAGAGUGACAACAAAGUAACCACAGAAAGCAAAAACACCAUAGACAGCAAAUCUGUUAACAGUAACAGCAAGGCAGGCAGUGAAGGACAGCGGAGCAAAGAUACUAACGGUAGCAGCAACAAAAAUAACACAAAUAACGCAAGCACAGACGAUGUUGACCCCACCACCAGUGACUCUUCAACCAUCAAAAUGGAGGAUGCGUCUUCCCCUGCAUCCAAAUCCUCCUCCCCCUCUCCUGCAGCGCCUUCAAGCAGCACACCCGGCUCCAGGACACCUGUUAACGCAUUCCUCGACCCCAACUUUUACAAGGGCAAGAAGUCUCAAGAGCAGCUCAACGCUCUGAAGGACAGUUUUCAGGUAAGCCAGUUUCCCGACCAGGAAGAGGUGGACCGCCUCAUUGCUCUUACCGGGCUCACAGUACGAGAAGUCCGCAAGUGGUUCAGUGACCGGCGGUACCACUUUCGCAACCUCAAAGGUUCACGCACCAGCACAGGUGCGCAGACUAAAUCCAGCAAUGCAGCUGGAACGGGGAGUGGUUCGAGUACACCAGGGAGUGGCACCGCUGGCAGUGUCAACCCUGUCGACCUCUCAGAAAGCAGCAGCAACUCUGGUGCAAAAACACCCCAGCACAGCUCUGCACCUCUGAGUCCAACUGCAACACAGACUCCCACCUCACCCACCACACCUUCCCGCCGACUCCCCAGACCACCUUCUCCUGACUUCACAGCUAUCCGCUACAAGGAGAGAGAACCCCACCAGGUAAAGGCACUAGAGGCCAGUUUUGCCCAGGACACUGACCCAACGGGCGAAGAAGUGGACAGACUGCGAUCUGAGACCAAGAUGACCAGGAGGGAGAUCCAUGGCUGGUUUGCUGAGAGGAGGAAGAGAUUGGCAGCUGAGAAAAAGAAAGAGGAGGCAGAGCGCGCAGUCAGAGAAGAGGAGGGGGAGAUGGAGGUAGAAGGGGAGGAACGACAAAGAGAGGACGCUUCAGGAGAACUGAAAGUCAACCCUAUUAAAAUUAAUCUGAAGAUGCUGAAGGUGACGGAGGCCAAUGGCAAAGCGGAGGGGGAAGGGUUGGAUAGUCCUGCUUUACCACUUCAAACCAGCGGCACACCUGCGUCCUCCCCAGGCCCCACCCCAUCUUCCACCCCCAAACCACCCCAAUCCUCCACCCCAACACACAAACCAUCCCACUCUCCCAAACCCACAGCCAUCCGAGGUAAGAAGACAGCAGAUCAGCUUCACCUGCUCAAACAAGUCUACGCCCGAACCCAGUGGCCCAGCGCUACUCAGUAUGAUGAACUCAUCUCAGGUACUGGACUGCCCAGACCUGAAGUAGUGCGCUGGUUUGGGGACUGCCGCUAUGUGCAGAAGAACGGCCAACUGAAGUGGCUGGAGUCGUAUCAGACCACGGCUCUGGAGGAGGAUCUCCAGAAAGGGAACGCAGAGAUUCUCCAGGCCCACCUCGACGUCCACGGCAGCCUCGAGGAGUCACAGCUGCAGGAACUGGCUCAGGCUAGUGGUUUAACAACGGACUUGGUUCGACACUGGUUCUCUACCAAGGCAGCUUCGCCCCACAUGGAACAAACUGCUGAUUCUGAUGCGACAGGACCAAAACCAGUAGCACCAGGUGUGGAAGCCGAGCCACAAACAACAGGAUCCUCCCCUCUGGAGUCACAGCCAGGAGGAGGAACGGAGGAGAAAAUGGAGCAGUCGGUGUGUGGUGUCGCAACAGAAGCAGAGGAGGCCAAAACUGACGAGACUGUGAAUCCUACUAAAGGAACAGACUGAAGAGGGCUUUUGUUUGAGGAUGGAGUUCACGACGCAGGUGGUCUUUGUGUCGGGAGUCUGAGUAAAAGAUGGCAGAUGCGGUUGUAACAGGAUCACUGGAUGGAAUUGGACCUUGAAACUAUCCCCACCCAUCCCUCUUUCCUUCUCGCUCACACCCCUAGAGGUUGACAUGACCUCCCCCGCUACGUGAGAUGGACGCUAAAGCCACUAACACCCCCCUCCCUCCCCCCCAUCCAUCCAUCUAUCCACCCACCCACCCACUCUCCCUGCCCUCCCCCUGUUUUGUCUACCCCCCUGCUACACACACCCUCUCCAAUAUCCUCCUGUCCGCCAUUUUCCCUUCAGAAGGAAGUUCCAGUAGAAACUGAAGUGCAGGAGUGGAGGUGGUGGAGGGAGGGGCGAGGUGUUUUUCUGCCGUGUUUGUUCUGCCUGCCUGCUCGAAUGGGAGAAAGGAAGAAAGGAAAAAAAAAAAAAGCGAGGGUGGAUGUGGAGGAAGAACACGAAGAGGGAAAAAAAAAAAAAGGGAGAAGUGUGGUCGAGAUUGAAACCUCAGCAGAUGUUGAUCAGGGGUGGGGGUUGGGUUUGGACAGUUAUCGACCAAGUCAACCCUCAGACGAGGAUCGGCAGUGUUGGGAUACUGUUCAUCGUUUGUUUUGGGGUACGAGAAACUGCACAGCUCUACAGGGUGCUUGCCGAGGCCUUAAACUAAAUCAAAUGAACCUUCUUUUUUCCAUUGUGUCAUUUUCAUACUGCUUUGACCUUCACCAUGCACUCUCACACUUUGACUUCAUGCUUGCAGCUUACUCUGAACAUGCUAGCGACGCUGUUCAUAGCAUCUUAUGUGAAACUCUGCACUGAUGUUAAUUUGAUCAUGUCUUGAAGUUUUUUUUGGACAUCUCUUUGUACUCUCUUUUCAUUUCUUAUUUGUACAUACUCUUUGGUUAAAUAGAACAUAAAAUUGUUCAGUAUGGGAAAACGUCUGGAAUCGUUUCAUCCAAAGAGGGCAAGCACCCUGUUGUGUCUCAAACAAAAAAGACGACACAAUAUAUUAGAAUAUGGAAUCUGGUUUGUGUUGUAGCAUCAAGUGCUUCUUCUUGACGUCACUGACGUGUACGUACAUUUGUUUUUAUGGAACUUUCUUAUAAAAUAAAUUUGACUGUAAAAGAACUGUGAACUUUUACCAGAGUUCCAUACUUAGGCUUGAUGUAUAAUUUUUACAGAUGGUAUUUGCAGAAUAAACAGAAUGUAAUAAAC